GUUGUCAUAUCAGGCAGGACCGGUAGGAGCCUGUUCCUGAAGCGCACACACACACACACACACCCUCCCUCUCUCUCUCCCUCUCUCUGUCCCACCGAGACAAAGUCAAAGCAGAAUUCCAGCACAACUCAAGGUGGACAUCCUCCCCCCCCACCCCAACCAGCCCAGCCGAAGAUGAAGGAGACAGUGAGGAGGAGCUGUGACGACUAUGGAGUCUGAGGCGGUGGACAGCUGCAUACAGAGGUCGCUGGCCGCCCUGUACCCUCCCUUCGAGGACACAGCUGCCUCCCUCCUCGGCCAGGUGUUCGACGUGCUGGAGAGGACCUUCGGCCAUGACACCCUGCGCUAUGUCCUCGACUUCUUCAUCCCCGCCAAGCGGCUGCUGGAAGCCGUCCAGCAGCGGGCCUGUGCUCACUACGAUGGUUGCCUCUUCCUGCACCAGGGUUGGCCGCUCUGCCUGGGGGAGCAGCUGGUGCUGCAGCUCUCGGCGCUGGACUGGAGGGCGCUACAGCCGGAGGACUUCUACCUGCAGGUGGCGCCGCUGGCCGCCGGAGGGGGGCGGGACCAGCGCGGGGCCCGCCUUCUGCUCAAGUACCUCGAUGACGACCCCGGCGACGGCGGGGGCGGGGUGAAGGAGCUGACGGUGCCCGAGUCCUCGUACCCGCACCUCUUCACCGUCGAGUGGCUGGAGGGCGUGAACCGGAGCCUGGCGCCCGCCGGCGGCCUGCUGCGCCGCCACCGACUGGACUGCUGCCUGCUGGCCUCGCCCGGGGGCCGUCUGCGCCGCGUGCGCUGGCGACAGCUGGUCUACCCACGCCUGCUGUCAGCCUCCGGUGGGAGGCCCCGCCUCUCGGGGGACGGGGCGGCCUCCGAGCCGGAGGGCGAGGAGCGGGGCGGAUCCGCUAACGGCCAGCCGAGCAAGCGGGGGCCCGGCAGCGGCAGCGACGUGACCCACGGCCCGGAGGCCCGCGCCGCCGACGGAUUGGAGUCGGCUCACCGGGAGGAGGAGGAGGAGGAGGAGCUGGAUCGCCUGCUCGUCCUCCUCGACGAUGGAGGGGAGUACGUGGAGCUUCUGGAAGUUUCUGCCGGGCCUGCAGCGGCGCCGGCAGCCACCGGCGCUGGAUCCCGGGGGCCGUCCCGCCCGCGCGCCCGAACGCUGCCUGCUUCCCUCGGCGCCCGCCGCCGGGGGGCGGCGCAGGCCCGGCACUGGGCUUGGCUCCACCACCACCACCGGCGACGCCACCACCACCAGCAGCGCCGUCGCAGUCGGGUGAGGUGUGCUGGCGCCCCCGAGUGGGACGCGGUGGGGGGAGGGGGGAAGGCCCCGAAGGCGUACGGCUCUCCCACGCCCGCCGGCCAGUGGCUGACCAGCCAUACCAGCCUGGCCCCCGCCGACCAUGGGGAGGACGGCCGAUCCCAAGUGGGCCGCGGCCUUUCGGCCGGGAUGGGCGUCGCCGGCGGCCUGGAUUGGAGGGAAUCCCGGACACGCAUGGAGGGCAGGACCACUCCCCCGCCCGGAUCCUCCCACCCGCUGCCAGGGGGAGGGCCUCCUCCUGCUAGCUCGGUGCUCGGCGGCCUCUCACAGAGGGACCCGCCCACCCUCGGGUCCCCCGAUCGGCUGCCGGGGGCAGGAUGGUCACCUGAUGCUGAUGGCGUGUCCGAGGGCUGGGUACCCGGCUGCUGCAUGUGUGUUGAGGGGAAAUGGCCUGGGACUGAACCGUCAUUGCCUCAUGUGGACAAUGGGACUGAACCGUCAUUGGCUAACGCGGAGACUGGGACUCAACUACCAAUGGCUGAGGCGGAGACUGGGACUGAACCGUCAUUGGCUAACGCGGAGACUGGGACUCAACCGUCAUUGCCUCAUGUGGACAAUGGGACUGAACCGUCAUUGGCCAAGGCGGAGACUGGGACUCAACUGCCAUUGGCUGAGGCGGAGACUGGGACUGAACCGUCAUUGGCUUAUGCGGACAAUGGGACUGAACUGUCAUUGGCUAAGGUGGAGACUGGAACUGAUCAUUCAUUGGCCAAGGCGGAGACUGGAACUGAACCAUCAUUGGCUGAGGCAAAGUCUGGGACUGAACCGACAUUAGCUAAGGUGGCGGCUGGGACUGAACCAUCUUUGGCUAAGGCAGAGACUGGGACUGAACUGUCAUUGGCUAAGGUGGCGACUGGGAGUGAACCUUCAUUGGCUAAUGCAGGGACUCCGACUGAAUCACCAUUAGCUAAGAUGAACACAGGGACUAAUUCAUCAAUGGUUCAGGCAGAGACUGGGACUGAACUCUCGUUGGUUAAGGUGGAGACUAGGACUGAAACGCCAUUGGCUCAGGCGGAGACUGGGACUGAACUGCCAUUUGCUAAGGCGGAGACUGGGACUGAACUGCCAUUGACUAAAGCAGUGAAUGAGACAGAACCAUCAUUGGCUAGAGUGGACACUGGGACUGAACCAUCAUUGGCUAAGGCAGAGACUGCAAUUGAACCAUCGUUGGCUAACGUGGAAACUGGGACUGAACUGUCAUUGGCUAAGGCGGAGACUGGGACUGAACCAUCAUUGGCUAACAUGGACACUGGGACUGAAUUGUCAUUGGCUAAGGCAGAGACUGGGACUGAACCGUCAUUGGCUAAGGCAGAGACUGUGACUGAGCCAUCAUUGGCUAAAGUGGGCACUGGGACUGAACCGUCAGUUUCUAAGGCGGGGUCUGGGGCUGAUUCAUCAUUGGCUAAGCCGAAGACGCGGACUGAGCUGUCUUUGGCUGAACAGAAUGGAUCCAUAAUUGGGACUGAACUGCCAUUGGCUGAACAGGAGAAGUCAGCUGGGAUUGAACUGUCAUUGGCUGGGCGGAAAAAUUCUAUAAUUGGGACUGAGUUGCCAUUGGUUGAGCGGGAAAAAUCGCCUGGGACUGAACCGCCAUCAUUGGUUGAGCAGAAUAGAUCGAUAAUUGGAACUGAACAGUCAUUGGCUGAGCAGGAGAGAUCAAUUACUGGGAUUCAACAACCAUUAGCUAAGCACGAAAUGUCAACAAAUGGGACUGAAUUUUCAUUAGCUGAGGAUUUCACACCAUUAACAGGCGCUGGGCUGUCAUUGGCUGAACAGGGGACGCGACGAACUGAGACGAAACAGUCAGUGGCCAAAAGGAUUUCAGCGGCAACCGCGGCUGAACCAAAAAUGGAUGGAGCUCCCACCGUCGUAAUGGAUCCCUGUCAGGCCUCGGGGCCCCCAGAGAGCUCCGGUGACUGCGCUGCACCUCCUGCUGCUGCGCCCGCAGAGAAAGCUGCCUGGAAGGAGGAGGAGGGUGGAGAUACGCACAGAGGAUACCAGGGAGAGGUGUCGCGAUCAGACGUGGUGACAGAUGGUUCCAGCUCUUGUUCAGCUCGGAGCUCGCCAGACACUGAGGAGGAUGCGGAGGGUUCAUCACCGCCGUCACCGGCUGACCCCUCUCCACCCCCCCCGACGGCCGAUACCUCCCCGCCCCCACCGCCCGACACCUCACCUCAUGUCUCAUCGCUCCAACCACUCUGUGCCCCAUCUCACCAACCAGCCAGUGCCCUGUCUUACCAGCUACCCGAUGCCCCAUCACACCAACCACCCAACGCCCCAUCUCACCAAACACCCAAUGCACCAUCUCACCAACCACCCCAGGCCCCAUCUCACCAACCACCCGAUGCCCCAUCACAUCAACCACCCGAUGCCCCAUCUCACCAACCGCCUGAUGCCCCAUCUCACCAAACAACCCAGGCCCCAUCUCACCAACCACCCAAUGCCCCAUCUCACCAACCACUCAAUGCCCCAUCUCACCAACCACCCAAUGCCCCAUCUCACCAACCACCCCAGGCCCCAUCUCACCAACCACCCCAGGGCACAUCUCACCAACCACCUGAUGCCCCAUCUCACCAACUACCCCAGGCCCCACCUCACCAAUCACCCAAUGCCCCAUCUCACCAACCACCCCAGGCCCCAUCUCACCAACCACCCCAGGGCACAUCUCACCAACCACCUGAUGCCCCAUCUCACCAACUACCCCAGGCCCCACCUCACCAAUCACCCAAUGCCCUAUCUCACCAAUCACCUGAUGUCCCAUCUCACCAACAACCCCAGGGCACAUCUCACCAACCAACCAAUGCCCCAUCUCACCAAACACCCAAUGCCCCAUCUCACCAACCACCCAAUGCCCCAUCUCACCAACCACCCCAGGGCACAUCUCACCAACCACCCAAUGCCCCAUCUCACCAAACACCCAAUGCCCCAUCUCACCAACCACCCAAUGCCCCAUCUCACCAACCACCCCAGGCCCCACCUCACCACUCAUCUGACGCCUCCUCUCUCCGGCCUGUGGGCUUUGGACCGGGGGACGCUCGUGGCAAAGUGCAGAAAGAGCCAAGUUCCCAGGACCAAGCCAUUGGCUGUUAUCCUACCAACUUGCUGAACCUGGAUUUGGACAUUCUUCACUCUGGGGUUCUCUCUCUCCCGGGGAACAGGGACAGAAAUGGCCGAGCCUUGGUUGUCGUGACGACAAAGAGUGCCAUCUGGGAGACUCCCAAGUGUUUGAGCACGGAAGUAGCCAGGAUUCUGAUUUACUACUAUACCAUCUCAAAAAAGGAGACGCAGAACCUGGGCCUUAGGGUCCUGAUAGAUGCUCAUGACUGCUGGCCUGCCGCUGUCCUCUUCAGAGCCUUCCACAUCUUCCUGAAGAUCGUCCACGGCGGGAUUCACUCCGUCCUGAUCCUGGCGGGCAAGGAGCCUUCAGUCGGCGUGGAGGGGCUGGCGGGCCUCCAGGUGGAUAUCCUGACGUCUAUCCGGAGCCUUCACAAACACGUGGAACCCGCCCAGUUGACGCAAUCUUUCUCCGGAUGCUUCCCGUACAGCAACGAGAAGUGGAUUCGCUAUCGGCUGCGUCUGGAGUCCCUGCUCCACGCUUGCAGAGCGAGUGUCGACUUCCUGCGCAGCACAAGCGACCAACUGGAGGCAAAACAAUUGCCCAAAUCUGCCAAGGACGUCUCCGCUCUGAUUGAGGAGGACCGGAUGUUGAUGUGCCGUGUGCUGCGGGACGCCAGGCUGAUUGGCCUUCAGCAGGAAGGGGCCGCCAUCUUGGUGAAGUUGAGGAGGGAGACUGUCAGCAUGGGCGGCUCGGAGGACUUCACGCCUGACAUGGAGCUUACCUGCGCCCUCUACGACCAGGUGGACGAGGAGGUCCACCGCCUGGUACAGGUGUCCAACCGGCGGCAGAAAGACCUGGAGGACCUGGACCACUUCUGGAGGUUUGAGGACCAGUUUCAAGAGGUGAGUCACUGGUUGAAGAACAUGGGGCAGCCACAACUGGACAAGUGUGUGGAAAUGGGAGACUCACUCCCAGCUCUCAGGAAGAAACAGCAGGAGUUUCAAGACUUCAACCACAGGGCACUGGAAUAUUGCCAGAAAGCACAGGGGCUCCUCCGGGACAUGACGCGCUGGGAAGCGGCCGUCUCGCCACAGCUGGGGGCGUGCGCGCAGAGGCUCCGGGGUUACAGGGCACAGCUGGCGGACUUCACCGAACGGGCAGAGCAGUGCCGCCUCACCAUCGACAGGACCAUCCGGCUCCACGAGUUCUUCCAGGCGGCCGACAGUUGGGCAUCGGGAAGCACCGACUCCCUGGCUGGCGUCAGCGUGGAGCGCAGCCUGCCGCCCGGUCAGCGCGAGGCGGCCCUGGCCGCGCUGGACUCCCGCUUCCAGGAGAUGCGGCGGCUGGCCGAGGAGCUGGCGGCCGGGCGCUGGCUGGGCCGGUGGGCGGCCUGCCGGGAGGCCGCCUCGAGGGCCAGCGCUGGGCCUGGCCAGAGGAAGGCGCCCGAGGGGGCGGCUGGCACCCCCCGCCCGGGCCGGGGGAGCCCCUGCCAGCCGUCCGGCGACCCUGCCACGUCCCCCACGCUGAGCGCGGCCUCGCUGGGCAGCAGCAGCGGCCGGCUCUCGGCCCCCUCCCUGGGGUCGCCUGGGCCGGAGGGACCGGCCCGCGCCCCCCUACCCUGGCGCCCCGGCCCCCUGGGCGGGGCCUCCUCACCGCCCCUGGCCCACGCUUCCAGCCCGGACGUCCGCGGCUCUCCCCACACCCCCCCGGCCGGGGGCAGCGCCUUCAGCCGGAGGUCGCUCAGCGAGCCGGGCGGCACGGUUCCCGGCGGCGCCGGCGUCCUGAUCCGGGGCCUGGAGGUCAGCAGCCGCGAGGUGGUGGACCGGACCUGCUCGCCCAGGGAACACGUCAUGCUGGCCAGAGCGGGAGCCGCCGCCCCCCCCAUCGACGCCCCCUGGGGGGGCGCGCCCAGGAUCGGGGUGCAGGCCAAGAGCAGCAAACUCCGACGCACCUUGGCCGAGGCACUGGCGGCAGAGCAGGAGUACGUCGGCUCGCUGGCCCGCGUGGUCGAGGACUACCUCCCGGAGAUGGACCGGCCGGACGCGCCGCAGGACCUGCGCGGCAAGCGGGGCGUCGUCUUCGGCAACCUGGAGAAGCUCCUGGCCUUCCACCGACAGCGCCUCCUGCCGGAGCUGAGGGGCUGCCUGGCGCACCCGCUCCGCCUCGGCGAGUGCUUCCUCCGCCACAAAGAGCAGUUCUCCAUGUACGCCCUCUACGUAAAGAACAAAGCACAAUUGGACGCCCUCCUCGCCAGCCACAGCAACACCUUCUUCGAGAGGAAGCAGCUCUUACUGGGGGACAGGACAGGUCUGGCUGGCCACCUUCAGAAGCCCAUUCAGAGGAUGAGGAGCUACAGCCUCCUGCUGCAGGAGCUGACUGGCCAGUGCGAGGCCGAAGCGACCCGGGAGCUGCUCAGCCUGAGGGCCGCUGUGGACAUGGUCCAGUUCCAGCUUCGCCACGGCAACAACCUCCUCGCAAUGGACGCCAUCCGGGGGUGCGACGUGAACCUGAAGGAGCAAGGCCAGCUGCUCCGCCAGGACAGCUUCACCGUGAGCGCCGGGCGCCGCAAGUCGACACGCCACGUCUUCCUGUUCGAGCAGCUCAUCGUGUUCAGCAAGCUGAAGCGAGCGGACGGGUGUCCCGAGACCUUCAUCUACAAAUCUUCCCUCAAGACGGCGGAUGUGGGGCUGACGGAGAACAUCGGUGACACCGGCCUGCGCUUCGAGCUCUGGUUCCGACGCAGGCAGUCGCACGAGGCCUACGUCUUCCAGGCCGAGUCGGCGGACGUCAAGCAGGCGUGGACACGAGACAUCGCCCAGAUCCUGUGGAGGCAGGCCUCGCGGAAUAAAGAGAUGCGGCUGCGGGAGAUGGUUUCCAUGGGAAUGGGGAGCAAGCUGUUCCUGGACGUGCCGUGCCCCGCCGACCAGACCGCCACCGGCCGCGCCGAGAGCGGCGGAGGAGACGUGAUGUCUGAGUGUGUCCCCCGGACGUCUGGCAGUCCCUGGAUCCCGGUGAAGCGCCGGCUGAGCCGAGGCUCGGAGCGGUCAAGGGCGGGAAUGAUCAUUUUUUUUUACGCGGUUUGCCGGCGACUUCAAGGGCCCAAUGCCCUCCUUUUCCGGACUCUCCCCCCACUCCUGUCCUCUCCAGCGCCACAACCACCACCACCGCCGCCACCCCCGCUUCACCGCCAACCUCCGUGGUGAGGGCAGCAAUCGCCGCCGCCGACUCGGCGGGUGGGGAGAGACUGGCUGGGUUGCCUUAGCCUCCCCACCGCCAACCCUCCGCGACUUCACCGGGGAUGGGGUCCGAGGCUCCACCCGCCCGCCCUUGGAGAACCGGUGACUUGACGCCGGCUGGUUUCUCGGUGACGUUUUCCCCCCAGUUGACGGCCGAACAGGAACGCGAGUCUGGUUAACAGAACGUCGGCGUUUGCCGGUCAAUGUCGGAGCCCCCGAACGGAGACUCUCCACCGGGGGUUGGCGGGGGGGGCGGGGUGUGUGGUGCGGUUGGGUUGAUGGACCUCGCUGGGAUUACCACCCCCUCCCCCCAACCACCGCCCACAGCAGAGCCCACGCUCGGAAGGGGAGCUUCCGUUCCUGCCAAUUGGUGCGUUUAUUUAUUUAUUUUUUGAACCCCACUCCCCCUCAGCCCCCAGGUCCCCUGCCCCCCUCCCCCCCCGAGCAACAAACUCCCCCUCGUGGGACUGCGUGGGCGCGAUAGGCCGAAUGGCCUGGCCCCUUGCUGCGCCGUUGCUUUCCAUUGGUUCUACCCCGCCCACCGGCUUCAGGGGGGUGGAGGGGAUGGGGCAUCUCCCUUCUCCUGGGGACCAUAGUUUACCCCUCAAUCGCCGACGCCCUUUGAAAAGGGGAUGACCAGGUCACGGCGAGCGAGCGGGCUGGCCCGUCUCCAGCACGGAGGUGUAGUCGGGUAAAAUUCACUCCCUCCACCACCCUCAACAUUCACUCCCUCCACCACCCUCAACAUUCACUCCCUCCACCACCCUCAACAUUCACUCCCUCCACCACCUUCAACAUUCACUCCCUCCACCACCUUCAACAUUCACUCCCUCCACCACCUUCGACAUUCAGUCCCUCCACCACCUUCGACAUUCAGUCCCUCCGCCACCUUCGACAUUCACUCCCUCCGCCACCUUCGACAUUCACUCCCUCCGCCACCUUUGACAUUCACUCCCUCCGCCACCUUCGACAUUCACUCCCUCCGCCACCUUCGACAUUCACUCCCUCCCCCACC
Messenger RNA from Carcharodon carcharias (great white shark), 8624 nucleotides. RefSeq names its product rho guanine nucleotide exchange factor 40-like. The record is from RefSeq and is a predicted model, not a curated record. The coding region runs from base 209 to 7576 and encodes 2455 amino acids. Lineage: Eukaryota; Metazoa; Chordata; Chondrichthyes; Lamniformes; Lamnidae. Gene Ontology annotation, molecular function: guanyl-nucleotide exchange factor activity. The transcript has 22 exons.